CCUGGUGAUUGAUGUCGACUUAAGAUGAAUGGAUGGAAGAAAUCGAUUGUUUUCCUGGCGACACACGCCUGUGAGGUUUAAAGUAAUAAAUACGAUCAAAUGGCACGGUAAUUGUGACUAUUCUGAACAAUGCUUAGAACGACUUUUUUAAUCCUUCUUUUAAACUUUCUUACAGAAAUCCAGAGUUUCGAGGUCAGUCAUUUUCGUGACAGUCACAACCAUGACCAUGAUCACGGAGCUGGAACACAAGACCUGCAAUGGUUUACAGAGAUAGGACCAGAUGGAGUGGCACGUGAGGUUCAAUUGACUCGGGCCGAGGUCGAACGCCGUAUCCGAGAUGCAGAAGCCCGGGGCAUAACUGGAAAUAUAUAUAAAGAUGCUUAUGGGAUAGUACGCGUGAACACAAGAAAACCCAGGGGGGAUGGCGUACGGAGACCCGGUGAAAUUAUACCAGACACGGGGAGGGGAAGAUUGAGACCCGGGGAAAUCUUACCAGACACGUUGGACCCGUGGGUUGAGAGGUCGUUUGAAGAACAGAAAAGACGGCUAGAGUUGGAAAGAUUAAGAAAAGAACAGCUAGAACAGGAAAAGAGGAUUAAACAGCUAGAGCGCCGCCUGGCAAAUGAAAAGGCUCGAAACAAGAAAAAAAAUCGGAACAAGAAAAAGAAAUCACGAAAAUCAAGAAAGAGAAUCUUGGGUUUUAAGCGUCCACGUCAUGGCUAUCCUUCUUUUGCCCAUCUCAGGAGGGGACGCAACAGAGGACAUCAACCUCAAAAGCCACAACCUAUUCAACGCAAGAAACCUCAACGUGCGUCAACACCAGCUCCUCCUCGCAGGAAAAAACCCUCGAAGCCCAAGAGACGGUGUAAAGGUUUGAUUGGUUGUUGGAUCGACUCCAACAGAAGGGUGAUAAACAAAGUGAAGGAAAGACUGGGUUAAGCACUAUUAAAUGUUCCUUACUGUAUGAUUUCAAAUAAAGAACCGUUACAUUG
This is a messenger RNA of Ostrea edulis (European flat oyster), 992 nucleotides long. RefSeq lists its product as uncharacterized. Bases 130 to 939 code for a protein of 269 amino acids. The record is from RefSeq and is a predicted model, not a curated record. Lineage: Eukaryota; Metazoa; Mollusca; Bivalvia; Ostreida; Ostreidae. The transcript is spliced from 2 exons.